Molecule: messenger RNA, 1995 nt
Organism: Myripristis murdjan (pinecone soldierfish)
Lineage: Eukaryota; Metazoa; Chordata; Actinopteri; Holocentriformes; Holocentridae
Gene: prdm6
Product: PR domain containing 6
Exons: 8
Coding region: 1-1995 (664 amino acids)
Biological process (GO): regulation of gene expression
Cellular component (GO): nucleus
Molecular function (GO): histone methyltransferase activity; protein binding
Source: RefSeq, a predicted model, not a curated record
AUGCUGAAGCCGGGCGACCCGGGCGGCUCGGCCUUCCUGAAGGUGGACCCGUCCUACCUGCAGCACUGGCAGCAGCUCUUCCCUCAGGCGCAGCUGAAGGCUCCUCUGGGCCCGGCCGAGCGGCUGGCCACCGUCCCUGUGGACGGCCUGCGCCCGUCCCGCCUGCACGGCCACCUGCUCUCCUCCUCCCACUGCACCUCAUCCUCCUCUUCCUCAGCAGCGGCAGCAGCAGCAGCGGCGGCCGCAGCAGCGGCGGCAUCUUCAUCCUCCCUCGCCCCCUCCUCCUCCUCCUCCUCAUCCUGCAUCUCCACCUCGGCCGGGUUGGCCCAGCUGCCCGUGCCGCAGCAGAUCGCCCUGUUCGGCCAGGCCUUGGCGCCGGUGUGUGCUGCACCUGCAGGAGGAGGAGGGGGUGGAGGAGGAGGAGGAGGAGGAGGAGGCACGGGGGACCUGGUGGUGGUGGUGCCCCCGGAGAGCCAGGGUCACGGCGCCGCGGCGGGGCUCCUGCAGCAGGCCAAGGAGCUGCAGGGCUGCGUCGGCGUGGGCGUCGGCGUGGUGUCGUCCAGCGUGAAGGCCAGCAGCAGCAGCAGCAGCAGUGGCGGUGGCGGCAGCGGCGGCGGAAACGUUAACGAAGGAAAGGCGGUGACAUCGUCCAGGUUCAAGCUGACGUCGGAGGAGCUGGACUACUAUCUGUACGGACAGCAGAGGAUGGAGAUCAUCCCGCUCAGCAACCACACAGGAGAGCUCAGCAACCGUUGUGACAUGUGUGCCGACAACAGGAACGGCGAGUGUCCCAUGCACGGCCCCCUGCACUCCCUGCGCCGCCUGGUGGGCACCAGCAGCACGGCAGCACCCGUCGCCCCGCCGGAUGUCCCUGAUUGGCUGAGAGACCUGCCCAGAGAGGUGUGUCUGUGCACCAGCACAGUUCCAGGUCUGGGUUAUGGGAUCUGUGCGGCUCAGAGGAUUCCUCAGGGAACGUGGAUCGGCCCGUUUCAGGGCGUCCCGCUGCUGCUGGACAAACUGCAGUCCGGAGCCGUCCGGAACACACGGCACCUGUGGGAGAUCUACGACGCCGAGGGGACGUUACAGCACUUUAUCGACGGCAAUGAGCCCAGCAAGUCAAGCUGGAUGAGGUACAUCCGCUGCGCCCGGCACUGUGGAGAGCAGAACAUGAUGGUGGUCCAGUACAGGUCCUGUAUCUUCUACAGAGCGUGUAUGGACAUCCCCAGAGGAACGGAGCUGCUGGUUUGGUACAACGACUCCUACACGUCCUUCUUCGGCAUCCCGCUGCAGUGCAUCGCUCAGGACGAAAACUUAAACGUUCCAGCCACGGUGAUGGAGGCCAUGAGCAGACAGGACUCCCUCCAGACCUUCAGCAAGAACGGCAAGCCCUCCUCCUCCUCCUCGUCUUCCUCCUCCUCCUCCUCCUCUUCCUCCACCUCCCUGCUGCGCUCCAUGGUCUUCCCGCACUCGCCGUGCUCCAGAAGUUUCUCCCUGCUGGACAAGGCGGGGGUCGGGGGCCAGGUGGAGUCCAGCUUCGGCCAGCUGGGGUCGAAGAACCAGCGGGUCCUGGCGAGCCCGACGUCCACCAGCCAGCUGAGCACCGAGUUCAGCGACUGGCACCUGUGGAAGUGCGGCCAGUGCUUCAAAACCUUCACGCAGAGGAUCCUGCUGCAGAUGCACGUGUGCACGCAGAACCCCGACAGGCCGUAUCAGUGCGGUCACUGCUCUCAGUCGUUCUCCCAGCCGUCUGAGUUGAGGAAUCACGUGGUGACUCACUCCAGCGACCGGCCUUUCAAGUGCGGAUACUGCGGCCGCGCGUUCGCCGGCGCCACCACGCUCAACAACCACAUCCGCACGCACACCGGAGAGAAGCCUUUCAAGUGCGAGCGGUGUGAUCGCAGCUUCACACAGGCCACUCAGCUCAGCAGACACCAGCGGAUGCCCAACGAGUGUAAACCAACCAGCGAGAGCAACGAGUCCAUCGAGGUGGACUGA